This is a messenger RNA of Anoplophora glabripennis (Asian longhorned beetle), 3730 nucleotides long. Its product is annotated as WD repeat domain phosphoinositide-interacting protein 2. Gene Ontology annotation, biological process: autophagy of mitochondrion; protein localization to phagophore assembly site; protein lipidation. The coding region runs from base 168 to 1463 and encodes 431 amino acids. Gene Ontology annotation, cellular component: extrinsic component of membrane; phagophore assembly site membrane; cytosol. NCBI's taxonomy places the organism in Eukaryota, Metazoa, Arthropoda, Insecta, Coleoptera, Cerambycidae. Gene Ontology annotation, molecular function: phosphatidylinositol-3,5-bisphosphate binding; protein binding; phosphatidylinositol-3-phosphate binding. The transcript is spliced from 8 exons. The record is from RefSeq and is a predicted model, not a curated record.
UUCAAUACAAUAUGGAAGUGGUGUAGUGUUUGUAUAUGUAGUUUGGCAAGGUCAGUCUUUGUGCGAACGACAAGAAAUCUGUUAAAAAAGAUAGGUGUUUUCCUUAAAAUUCUAGUUAAGUACCCCGAGUGUAAAAAAGUGUAAAAGUGUCUUGAUCCCUCGAACUCAUGAAUAGCACAAAUUCCUCCAACUCUAAUGGAAGCAACAAAUAUUUUGUAAAUUUCAAUCAGGACUGCACAUCACUAGCAGUUGGAAGUAAAUCAGGAUACACACUCUACUCUCUAAACAACGUCGACAACUUAGAACAGAUCUACAGCCAUGGGAUGGACGACUGCUGCCUCGUGGAGAGGCUCUUCAGCAGCAGUCUUGUGGCCGUCGUGUCCCUGUCGUCCCCCAGGAAGCUAAAAGUGUGCCACUUCAGGAAGGGUACGGAAAUAUGCAACUAUUCGUAUUCGAAUACGAUUUUAGCUGUGAAACUCAACAGGGCAAGAUUGGUGGUGUGUCUGGAAGAGAGUUUGUACAUCCACAACAUAAGGGAUAUGAAGGUGUUGCAUACGAUAAGAGACACGCCUCCGAACCCGCUGGGGCUGUGCGCCCUCAGCAUUGACAAGGAAAACUGUCUCUUAGCCUAUCCUGGUUCGUCUACGAUAGGCGAAGUGCAAAUAUUCGAUGCUAUACAUCUGCAUGCUAAGACGAUGAUCCACGCGCACGAUAGCCCGUUGGCGGCCAUUGCCUUCAGCCCCAGUGGCACUAGAAUAGCCACGGCUUCGGAAAAAGGUACCGUGAUAAGGGUUUUCUCUGUUAUGGAUGCGUCGAGACUGUACGAGUUUAGGAGGGGUGUAAAACGGUGUGUCGCCAUCUCGUGUCUGGCUUUCAGUCUAUGCGGGCAGUUUCUCAGUUGUAGCAGUAACACUGAGACUGUCCACGUUUUCAGGUUAGAGGACCCCAAGGACAGCCCGAGAAGGAGCGUGGACGAGAGCACUUGGAUGGGAUAUCUGUCGACGUACCUCCCCACUCAAGUUACCGAUGUUUUUACCCAGGGUCGUGCUUUCGCCACUGCCCAUUUGCCUUUCUACGGCUUGAAAAAUGUCAUUUCCAUCGCAACCAUUCAGCAACAGUUGAGACUGCUGGUUGCGACGGAAGACGGGGUCCUCUACAUCUAUAACAUAGACCGUAACGAAGGCGGCGACCUGGUGCUUUACAAGCAGCACCGCCUCGAUGAUAUCCCCAACGCGAGCACGGGCGCCGAUUCCACGGACGCCGCUAAGCGUUCCUCCCCGCAACGCGUAGAAGGAGGCAUACUAGGUAGCUACGCUGGCAUCGUCAAGGGCAAUCCAGUGGGCCAAAUGUCAGAGUCGGACAAGUUAAGAGAGAUGGCGGCCGCAACCGAAUCACCACCAAAAGGUGCUUUUCAGUUCACCGACGAGCAAGAGUACCCGCCUUUAACCCAGAGCUCCGACUGAGACCAACCCUACUGGCUUUUCGAGAUCGAUCUACUGGCGCUCACCCACAAGGAAAGGAUGCAACUCACCUGUAUGUCGGUUAUCCUCAUCAACCUGGUCGUCUGCCUGAUCGAGGACUUUAUAUCCUCGGUCUUCGGCUUCCCCAGCUAAAUUCACAUGUUUUCAGUUUAUGUCUCAUUAAAUCUAUGGUACCAGAAUGUUAUUUUUGAAAAAAAUAUGCGAGAAUGAGUGACGUUUCCGAGGAGAGACACUCCUCAGUCGUAUAACUUGGUGUUGCCUGUUCCGGUCGUUGACCCUCAAUGUUCUAUGUCGGAAUCAUAACAGAAUUCCUGAUUCUGUAAUGCCGGACAUAAUUGAGGGUCGACGUUUGUCGACCAAGGAAAGUAUGGUGCUCAAGGUGUAAAAAGCUUUAAAUGUUAUUUGACUCAUGUUUGUGCGAGAUCUGCUACGAUGGGAUUAAGACCAUUCCGUUCGAGGCUAAUUUUCUUCGAUUUUCAACGUUGAUCUCAUUUGUAGAACAGAAAAUUAAACAGAAACUGAAACAGUUACUCCUGCCGUGGCAGAUUUUAGUGUUUGUUAUAUUUAAGCGGCUAGAAUUUAAAUAGUCACGGAAUUACAUUAUUUUUAAAAUAUUAUAAAGUGUGUGAUAAUUGAGGUUUAUUGGUCUACGAUUUAUAUAUGCCAAAAUCCCGAAAUGUUAGCUUUUUAAACGUUUUUGAGACUUUUAUCUUUAUCCCACUCCUGAUUCGAUUCAAUAGUACACUACAGUUGAGGAUGCGUGCGGUUCGUUGGUUAUUUUAAAAGAUCACCUCCCUAGGUUAAUUAUUCUUUCGCAUUAAGUACAUUUACUUUUAAUUAACCACCAAAAGUCCGUCGCGGACACUAAAAAAUCAGAAAAAUAUCAUAUCAAUAUACAUCGUCAUAAGGUAGUAGACGUUAUCUAAGUAGGUAAAUGUUUUAUGUUGUAUGGUAAUAAAUAGCAAAAAUACAAACAAAAAAAAAAACAAUCGAAAAACUAAACAAAGGCAAAAAAUAUACAUUUUAUUUUUUUAAGUAACUUUUAGUACGGAAUUCCUAUAAUAAAAAAGUCUGAUUAAAGAUGCAAGUGGUGAAAUCCGGGAAAAAAUUUUUAAUUUUCUUGGGAAGGGUGGUUCAUGCAAAUAGAAGGUGAUCGGGUGGAUCGUUGAAGUGUCGAUAUUUGUUUAAAAAAAACUUCAACGGUUGUAAAUUUUAUAACGUUCAGUGCAAAUCGUACUGUGAUUAGCUUUAAAGUGUCCGAAUACACAAAGAAUUGUUCAAAUUUAAUUUCUUACCCAAACGUCAAGGAUAUAAAGAACUUGACUUUUUACAGAAAUUUCACUGAACCUAAUUCUAAAUUUAAGGCGUUUUUCGGAAAUUUAUACAUUGACUUUUUUUCAGUCUAGACCAGAGCUAUAUUUGAUACUUCUCUGUUAUGAAUCACCCUGUAUGAGUGGUUUCUUUUUUUAUGAUGCGAUGACAAAUAAUUACCGUGUAAAAAAUUCCAAGUUAGAAGUGAUUUUUUGCACUAUUUUAAAAAUCGACAGCGAAUAUAUAGAAGGGACUAUCUUUUGCUGCUUUUAUAUGACGGUCUGGUUUUGUUACACCGAAAUGAUACAACCUUUCGUUUCACUUAACAUCAAAUACAGAUACGUGUCGUUUCAACCAAGUUCCUCUGUUAGUGCAAUUUUAGUAAAGUUUUCAUGGAACCGAUUGGCUUUGUGUGUCUUUAUUCGCUGUCGAGAGCCAUAAUUGUAAAUUUAGUUCAAUUAUUUUAAUAAAUAAAGGAUAACAUUGAUGUAUAUAAUGUUAUAGGUUGAAUUUAGUUAAAAUAGUUAAUGUUAGGCUGAAAGACUGCUGUUUUGGCCUAUCGGAGAGAUGAGCCGUUCCAGUGUUUAAUCAGUUUCACACGACGUUGCGUCCUGUUGGAACGUGCGCAGAAAUAAGUGUUUUAAAUGUUUUGUGAUUGUUUUUUUUUUAUAUAUUCAGUAGCCGCAGUGACAUUUAUUUAUUACUCCCUAGUUUCGUUCCUGGUUUCCGUCAUCGAGGGGAAGUUUUUCGGACUUUACAUUUAACUAUUUUAAGUUAUUUUGCGCACAUUGUGCUUUGUAAAUAUUAGUUUUAAGUAUUUAAAAUUUUCAUUAGGGCAGUCUUGGAAUCAGUUCGUUUUUCUUUGAGAAGCUGCAGUUUUUGUACAAGCUAGGAUAUUUGUACCAGAAUGAAUGGAAAAUAUAACUACUCAUACCAUU